Benincasa hispida (wax gourd) is the source of this 2823-nucleotide messenger RNA. Its product is annotated as NADPH--cytochrome P450 reductase 1-like. Gene Ontology annotation, molecular function: NADPH-hemoprotein reductase activity; FMN binding; flavin adenine dinucleotide binding. Lineage: Eukaryota; Viridiplantae; Streptophyta; Magnoliopsida; Cucurbitales; Cucurbitaceae. The record is from RefSeq and is a predicted model, not a curated record. Gene Ontology annotation, cellular component: cytosol.
CUCCCUCUCUCCUCAUUCUCUUUGUUUCUCUCUCUCUCUCUACCUACAACCAACCACCGAGAGAGAGAAGUUUCAUCAUUUUCCCUCUGUUUUUCCGGCCACUGUUUUCCCCUCACUUCUGUACCUGUUUUCCGUUUCUCGCCGGAAUCCGGUGCUCUUCUCUUUCCUAUUAUCAUUACAUCUACCGGAUUCCGCAGGCUGUUUCUAUUUCUUCUCGUUUUCUGUUCAGUUCCGGUGUUGGUUUGGCCUCAUGCAGCCGGAAUCCAGGUCGAUGAAGGUCUCUCCGUUGGAGCUUAUGUCUGCAAUAAUCAGGAAGGCGAUGGAUCCGUCACAGGAUUCUUCUGAGUCGGUUCGGGAAGUAGCUACUCUAAUCUUGGACAACAGAGAGUUCGUUAUGAUCUUGACUACCUCGAUUGCGGUUCUGAUCGGCUGCGUCGUGGUCUUUGUUUGGAAGAGAUCCAGUGGUCAGAAGGCUAAACCGUUCGAGCCUCCUAAGCAGUUGAUAGUCAAAGAGCCCGAGCCGGAAGUAGAUGAUGGCAAGAAGAAGGUCACUGUCUUUUUUGGCACGCAGACCGGCACCGCUGAAGGUUUUUCAAAGGCUCUUGCCGAGGAGGCAAAAGCUCGAUAUGAGAAGGCGACAUUUAGAGUGGUUGAUUUGGAUGACUAUGCAGCCGAUGACGAUGAGUACGAAGAAAAGUUGAAAAAAGAGACUUUAGCUAUUUUCUUCUUAGCUACAUAUGGUGAUGGUGAGCCAACGGAUAAUGCAGCAAGGUUCUAUAAAUGGUUCUCUGAGGGGAAAGAGAAGGGAGAAUGGAUUUCAAAUCUUCAGUAUGCAGUAUUUGGUCUUGGUAACCGGCAAUAUGAGCAUUUCAAUAAGAUUGCAAAAGUGGUCGAUGAACAGCUUGCUGAACAGGGUGGAAAGCGUCUUGUCCCAGUGGGUCUAGGAGAUGAUGAUCAGUGCAUCGAGGAUGAUUUCUCUGCUUGGCGUGAAGCAUUAUGGCCUCAGCUGGAUAAGUUACUUCGAGACGAGGAUGACUCCACAACAGUUUCAACCCCAUAUACUGCUGCUGUAUUGGAGUACAGGGUGGUAUUCUAUGAUGCUGCAGAUGUACCCGGUGGGGACAAGAGAUGGGCUUUUGCAAACGGUCAUGCUGUUUACGAUGCUCAACAUCCAUGCAGGGCUAAUGUGGCCGUGAGAAAGGAACUUCAUACUUCUGCAUCAGACAGGUCUUGCACCCAUCUGGAGUUUGAUAUUUCUGGCACUGGACUGACAUAUGAAACUGGAGAUCAUGUGGGUGUUUUUUGUGAGAAUUUGGAUGAAGUUGUAGAGGAGGCUAUUCGUUUAAUUGGUCUGUCACCUGAAACAUAUUUCUCUAUCCAUACCGAUAACGAAGAUGGCACACCGUUAAGUGGAAGUUCAUUGCCACCACCUUUUGCACCUUGCACGUUAAGGACUGCAUUGACUCAAUAUGCAGACCUUUUGAGUUCACCCAAGAAGUCUGCCUUGGUUGCUCUAGCUGCUCAUGCUUCUGAUCCAGCAGAGGCUGAUCGACUAAGGCAUCUUGCAUCACCUGCUGGAAAGGAUGAGUAUUCACAAUGGAUAGUUACAAGUCAGAGAAGUCUUCUCGAAGUUAUGGCUGAAUUUCCAUCUGCAAGGCCGCCACUUGGUGUCUUUUUUGCGGCAGUUGCCCCACGCUUGCAGCCUCGAUACUACUCUAUAUCAUCUUCUCCAAGGAUGGCCCCAUCUAGAAUUCAUGUAACUUGUGCAUUGGUCUAUGACAAAACACCAACUGGACGAAUUCACAAAGGUGUAUGCUCAACUUGGAUGAAGAAUGCUAUUUCACUAGAGGAGAGCCAAGCAUGCAGUUGGGCACCCAUUUAUGUUAGGCAAUCAAACUUCAAGCUUCCCACAGAUUCUAAAUUGCCCAUUAUCAUGAUUGGUCCUGGAACGGGGUUGGCACCUUUCAGGGGGUUCUUGCAGGAAAGGUUGGCUCUGAAAGAAGCUGGUGUAGAAUUAGGACACUCCAUAUUGUUCUUUGGGUGCAGGAACAGGAAAAUGGAUUACAUCUAUGAGGAUGAGCUGAACAACUUUGUUGAAACUGGUGCACUUUCUGAGUUGAUUGUUGCGUUCUCACGUGAGGGGCCCUCUAAGGAAUAUGUGCAGCAUAAAAUGGUUGAAAAGGCAUCGGAUAUUUGGAAGCUAUUAUCUCAAGGGUCUUACAUUUAUGUUUGUGGUGAUGCUAAGGGCAUGGCCAGAGAUGUCCACCGAACUCUUCAUAACAUUGUGCAAGAACAGGGAUCUCUCGACAGCUCGAAGGCUGAGAGUAUGGUUAAAAAUCUUCAAAUGAGUGGCAGGUAUCUCCGUGAUGUGUGGUAAAAAUUUUCCAUUUAUUUGGAGGAACGAGAAAAAUAUGGAAAAGAAAAAAAGUAUUAUUAUUAUAUCUGCGUCAAGUAAAUGAAUUCUUAGAACAAAAAAGGGCGCUCUUUCAGUGCUUAUUGAAGGGCAAUUAAGGUCAGCUUUAAGCUAAGCUCUGCUCAUUAUUAUGGCAGAAAGGUCUGUGAUUCAUUUCUUUCUUUCUUUUAUUUUCCAAUUCCUCUCUCCUUAUACAAAAAGGGUUCUUUGUUGUAAUUUAUAGACCUAAUAAGUAUGAUGAGUAGGACUAGUUCAUGGACUCCUGAUUUUCCCUGUAAGAACCAAAAAAUAUGGUUCAAAUAUCACACGACUCUUGUAAUUCUCACCUUAUUAUGUAUACAUAAUAUAUUAGGGUCAAAUUUAGUUUUAAUAAAUGUGUGUUUCGAGGAGGCAUUCAAGUCUCUAAGCUC